UUCGGGGACCGCACCCGAGAACCUGGCAGCCUUCCGGCAGCAGUCGUCCCUGCUGUCGUGCUUGCAGCAUCGGUCCUGCUUUUUUUUCUGAUACUGUAUGCUAAGGCCGAAGCUCCGCAGAUGUGCAUACACGAUCCUCUGGGCAGACCACUGAACCAGUAAAGCAUGUUCAAUCGACAUGAACUACCCGAUGCUCCGAUGGAAAGGAGCCAACAAAUAGCCAAUCAGCGGCUCAGGCUUUUGGACAAGCAGCUCCAAGCCGAGCCGUUCAGCAAGUGGCGGGGCAGGCAGCAGAGAGACUCGGCCUGGCCAUCCCUACCAGCUGCCGUCCCUGCUGCGGAAUCCAGCUUCGAGAGUCAACUUUGUAUCAUCUGUCUGGAUGCGAUACAAGAUACGACUCUGAUUAGAGCUCUGACAUGUCAGCAUAUUUACCACAAGGCGUGUUUUGACAAGUGGUUCGAGCGGGAUCAUGACGUGUGUCCUCUAUGCCAGAGAAGAGUGCUGUACGAUAAAGCCCCCGAAGUCACCGUUUAGCAGGACUGGCAUGAGAAAUCCUUGUAACGUACAAUAUAGUUGCGCUGUUAUGUGUGAGGAAUAAAUUUUGGGG
Messenger RNA from Microdochium trichocladiopsis, 607 nucleotides. RefSeq lists its product as uncharacterized. NCBI's taxonomy places the organism in Eukaryota, Fungi, Ascomycota, Sordariomycetes, Xylariales, Microdochiaceae. The record is from RefSeq and is a predicted model, not a curated record. The coding region runs from base 166 to 534 and encodes 122 amino acids. The transcript is spliced from 3 exons.